UAAGUAGUGUCUAGUUAGUCAUUGUAGUGACAGAAUAGGUGUAUCAAAAUGUAUACAUUUUUAUUAUUGUGUGUGGUUGCUUUUUGCGGCGUCAACAGUUACACACUUCAAGGGGCUGAGCGGAUCGCACAAGGACAAAUCAGAAAUGGCAUACAAUAUGUGAUAUCGUUACAAGACAAAAGUCAACUACAAAUCAACACAAGAGGUCAUAGAUGUGGAGGUGUCUUGAUCACUCAACAGCAUGCAUUGACAACAGCAGCAUGCACAAUGAACACCAAUACAGGGGUAUCCAUCAACUUUGCCAACUUUAGAGUUUUCGCUGGGACAGUUCUUACAAAUGAUAAUGCUAACAACGUUCGUGACAUAGCUACUAUAACUAUCCACCCACAAUACACCAGACAUAUACCGUUUGUCAACGAUAUUGCUGUUAUUACACUACAAGCUGCUUUUCCGACCUCAAUAAGCCCUUUGCCAAUGCCACUUGCGGAUGUUGCUCUUACUGCGUGUGAGACUGCUGGUUUUGGAGCUCAUAAUACGACAGCUACUGCCAGUGUGCAAUUGAUGAGUUUGUCGGGAGUAGCUUUGACUGGAUAAGCGCAGUGCAAUACUCUACUGCAACAGUCAGGAGGUGCUACAAGUGUACAAGUUUUGCCUAACAUGAUUUGCGGAACUGCUAGUGGGGUAGGAUGCACGGGUGAUCUGGGGAACCCACUAGUAUGUAAUAAUAAUCAGGUUCUCACAGGGUUACUAACUCGAAGCAACAAUUGUACUUUAACGGGUUUACCAGAAAUCUACACCAGAAUUCACGAAUUCAUACCGUGGGUGAAUCAAGUGCUCAAUGCGACGACUACUACUACGACCACGACAACUACAACGACAACAACAACGACACCAAUGCCUCCGAUAAUCGUCACGACGCCUGCACCAGGAUCAGCAUUCACGUCACGACUCGGAACUGCUGUAGCACUUACAUUUGUACUCAUCCAAAGCCUCAAUCUUCUAAGUUAAAAUUAAAGUACUCGUAAUA
Molecule: messenger RNA, 1027 nt
Organism: Spodoptera litura
Lineage: Eukaryota; Metazoa; Arthropoda; Insecta; Lepidoptera; Noctuidae
Biological process (GO): proteolysis
Molecular function (GO): serine-type endopeptidase activity
Source: RefSeq, a predicted model, not a curated record